GGUGCAAACGCCCCUGCUCUCCGGCGCCCCCUGCCGGGAAGAGGGAAGGCGGCGGCCGCGGAGAAGCAGCGCGCGGGGCCGGGACAGAGCUCGGGCGCCGGGAAGGAGCCGGGAGCUUCCCUGAUGGUGCCGCCGCCUCCUCCGAGCCGGGGAGGAGCAGCCAGGGGGCAGCUGGGCAGGAGCCUGGGUCCGCUGCUGCUGCUCCUGGCGCUGGGACACACGUGGACCUACCGAGAGGAGCCCGAGGACGGCGACAGAGAAAUCUGUUCAGAAAACAAGAUCGCGACGACUAAAUACCCGUGUCUGAAGGCUUCAGGCGAGCUCACCACGUGCUACAGGAAAAAGUGCUGCAAAGGGUAUAAAUUUGUUCUUGGACAAUGUAUCCCAGAAGAUUAUGAUGUGUGCGCCGAGGCUCCCUGCGAACAGCAGUGCACGGACAACUUCGGCCGCGUGCUGUGCACCUGCUACCCGGGAUACCGCUACGACCGCGAGCGACACCGGAAGCGGGAGAAGCCCUACUGCCUGGAUAUCGACGAGUGUGCCACCAGCAAUGGGACGCUGUGUGCCCAUACCUGUGUCAACACCUUGGGCAGCUACCGCUGCGAGUGCCGGGAGGGCUACAUCCUGGAGGACGAUGGGAGGACGUGCACCAGGGGAGACAAAUACCCCAACGACACUGGGCACGAGGAGAAGUCUGAGGGUGCUGUGAAAGCCGGAACUUGCUGUGCCACGUGCAAGGAGUUCCACCAGAUGAAGCAGACGGUGCUGCAGCUGAAGCAAAAGAUUGCCCUGCUCCCCAACAAUGCUGCUGACCUGGGCAAGUACAUCACUGGUGACAAGGUGCUGGCCUCAAACGCCUACCUUCCAGGACCUCCUGGCCUGCCUGGGGGCCAGGGCCCCCCUGGCUCACCAGGACCAAAGGGGAGCCCAGGCUUCCCCGGUAUGCCAGGCCCUCCUGGGCAGCCCGGCCCCCGGGGCUCGAUGGGACCCAUGGGACCAUCUCCUGAUCUGUCCCACAUUAAGCAGGGCCGGAGGGGCCCCGUGGGUCCGCCAGGUGCGCCCGGAAGAGACGGUUCUAAGGGGGAGAGAGGAGCACCUGGGCCCCGGGGGUCUCCAGGACCCCCGGGUUCUUUCGACUUCCUGCUGCUUAUGCUGGCCGACAUCCGCAACGACAUCGCAGAGCUGCAGGACAAGGUGUUCGGGCACCGGACUCACUCCUCGGCAGAGGACUUCCCUUUACCUCAGGAACUUUCCAGCUUCCCAGAAACCAUGGACUUGGGCUCUGGAGAUGACCAUCCAAGAAAAGCAGAGGCAAGAGACUUGGGAGCCCCCACAGAUUUUUAUCCAUAGCACAGCCCAGCAUCUUCAUGCCAAAGAAAGAAAGAGCAUUUUCACCUGCAGUUAAAUCAUCUAAAGAGAAGAAAAACACCACUGGAGACCUAGAAAAGAUACAUUUCUUUAAUCUUUUCCAGACUUUUUCCCUAUUCCUCUUUUUCCAAAUACUGUAUUUUCAGAGUCCCCCACGAGACCUACCGCAGACGUGAGGGGAGUGAAUGGCUGAUGCAUGUGAUUCUCACUGAGGGUCAGUUGAGGUGGGCCGCAUUGGGACUGUUCUUCUACAUCUUAUUUUUUCUGGAACUUCUGGAUUUGAGUUUAGUGUCUUAAGAUUUGGCAGAAUACCAAAAAGGGAAAGAUGGCAAGGUGAGCUGUAAGAAAACAUGAGGCUAUUUCUAAAAAAAAAA
Molecule: messenger RNA, 1742 nt
Organism: Lemur catta (Ring-tailed lemur)
Lineage: Eukaryota; Metazoa; Chordata; Mammalia; Primates; Lemuridae
Gene: CCBE1
Product: collagen and calcium binding EGF domains 1
Exons: 11
Coding region: 124-1350 (408 amino acids)
Molecular function (GO): calcium ion binding
Source: RefSeq, a predicted model, not a curated record